Molecule: messenger RNA, 1226 nt
Organism: Humulus lupulus (European hop)
Lineage: Eukaryota; Viridiplantae; Streptophyta; Magnoliopsida; Rosales; Cannabaceae
Exons: 2
Coding region: 145-1086 (313 amino acids)
Molecular function (GO): folic acid binding; transferase activity
Source: RefSeq, a predicted model, not a curated record
UCAUUUUGUUCUAGCGAGAUUGAAAAGUUAGGGCUUAUUAACAGAUUUAAGGAUCUAACUAGAAAAACUCAAAACUUUUUAAGUACUAAUUGAGAAAAACAGAACCUUUUUCCAUCUUUUUUUUUUUUUUCUGUGUAAGGCAGAAUGGAGAAGAAAAAAGCGGCAGUAGUAGAUCAAUCGAUGUUACUAUGCUGCAAGGUCUUCAUCUCCGAAUCACGCAACCGGGCCGCUUUGGACGCCAUUGAAAGAGCUGCUCGGCGAGACCCAGAAUCGGUUAUCGUCAACAAGUUUGAGGACAGAGCUUACAAUCGUGUCACAUACACUGUCGUUUCAUACUUGGUCCUUGAUUGUACGGGAAACGCCGUCUGUAGUCCACUGCAACAGACCGUGGUGGCCAUGGCUGAGGCUGCUUACAACGCCAUUAGCCUCGAGUCCCACUCUGGGACUCACCCUCGGUUGGGUGUAGUCGAUGACAUUAUGUUCCAUCCCUUGGCCCGGGCAUCUCUUAACCACGCUGCUUGGCUCGCCAAGGCCGUCGCUCGCGACAUUGGCACAAAAUUCCAAGUCCCUAGUCUGUUAUAUGGAGCAGCACAUGAAGAGGGGAGAAUGGCUGAUGCAAUCAGAAGAGAAUUGGGUUAUUUCAAGCCUAACUUCAAUGAGAGCCAAUGGGCUGGAGGACUAAACCAAGAGUCGUUAGCACUAAAACCUGAUGAGGGACCUGAUCAAGUGGAUCCAGGAAAAGGUGUGGUUGUAAUAGGGGCAACCCCAUGGGUUGACAGCUUCAACAUUCCUGUCAUCACCACCGAUCUGGUGGCGGUUCGAGGGAUUGCGAGGCGAGUGAGUGGAAGAGGAGGAGGCCUAGCUUCAGUGCAGGCGGUGGCACUUGCUCAUGGCGAGAGUGUGGUUGAGGUAGCUUGCUAUCUUUUGGACCCAAACACAGUGGGAGGACCUAGAGUUCAGCUCGAAGUUCAAAGGCUUGCAGAAGAAGAGGGUUUGGAUGUGUCCUCAGGCUAUUACACUGUUCUCUCUCAAGAUAAUAUCAUUCAGAGAUAUUUGCGAUUGUUUCCUUUAUCUGCAACUAAAUAAAUCAUGUGUAAUUUGUACCAAGGUUUCCUAUGUAUUUCAGUUUAUGAGACUCUCUUCUUCCUUUAAUUCUGUUUUUUUUCCUAGAGAUAUUAAUAUGAUAAACCUAUAAAUAUACAUGUUUUGUAACAUGUUGGAAUGAA